AUGGUGGCCGGGACCCGCUGUCUUCUAGCGUUGCUGCUUCCCCAGGUCCUCCUGGGCGGCGCGGCCAGCCUCAUCCCCGAGCUGGGCCGGAGGAAGUUCGCGGCGUCGGCCGGCCGCUCCUCGUCCCAGCCGCCCUCGGACGACGUCCUGAGCGAGUUCGAGCUGCGGCUGCUCAGCAUGUUCGGCCUGAAGCAGAGACCCACCCCCAGCAGGGACGCCGUGGUGCCCCCCUACAUGCUGGACCUGUACCGCCGGCACUCGGGCCAGCCGGGCGCGCCCGCCCCGGACCACCGGCUGGAGAGGGCAGCCAGCCUCGCCAACACCGUGCGCAGCUUCCAUCACGAAGAAUCUUUGGAAGAACUUCCUGAAACAAGUGGGAAAACCACCCGGCGAUUCUUCUUCAACUUAACUUCCAUUCCCACCGAGGAGUUUAUCACCUCCGCCGAACUCCAGGUUUUCCGGGAACAGAUGCAGGAAACGUUGGAAAACAACAGCAGUUCCCACCACCGAAUAAAUAUUUAUGAAAUCAUAAAGCCCGCAGCAGGCGACUCGGAGCUCCCGGUGACCAGACUGUUGGACACCAGGCUGGUUAAUCAGAACGCCAGCCGGUGGGAGAGUUUUGACGUCACCCCCGCCGUGAUGAGGUGGACCGCACAGGGACUGGCCAACCACGGGUUCGUGGUGGAGGUGGCCCACUUAGAGGAGAAGCCGGGCGCCUCCAGGAGGCACGUCAGGAUUAGCAGGUCUUUGCACCAAGACGAGCACAGCUGGUCCCAGAUCAGACCCUUGCUGGUGACUUUUGGCCACGAUGGGAAGGGACAUCCUCUGCACAAGAGGGAGAAGCGUCAGGCGAAACACAAGCAGCGCAAACGCCUCAAGUCCAGCUGCAAGCGGCACCCUUUGUACGUGGACUUCAGCGACGUGGGGUGGAAUGACUGGAUCGUGGCCCCCCCGGGGUACCACGCCUUUUACUGCCACGGGGAGUGCCCCUUCCCCCUGGCUGAUCACCUGAACUCUACGAACCACGCCAUUGUGCAGACGUUGGUCAACUCCGUGAACUCUAAGAUUCCCAAGGCGUGCUGUGUCCCCACGGAACUGAGUGCUAUCUCCAUGCUGUACCUUGACGAAAAUGAAAAGGUCGUAUUAAAGAACUACCAGGACAUGGUUGUGGAGGGUUGCGGGUGUCGUUAG
Molecule: messenger RNA, 1191 nt
Organism: Pipistrellus nathusii (Nathusius's pipistrelle)
Lineage: Eukaryota; Metazoa; Chordata; Mammalia; Chiroptera; Vespertilionidae
Source: the annotation of a GenBank genome assembly